Messenger RNA from Ramularia collo-cygni, 2205 nucleotides. RefSeq names its product related to actin polymerization protein Bzz1. The record is from RefSeq and is a predicted model, not a curated record. Gene Ontology annotation, molecular function: protein binding. Gene Ontology annotation, biological process: regulation of actin filament polymerization. NCBI's taxonomy places the organism in Eukaryota, Fungi, Ascomycota, Dothideomycetes, Mycosphaerellales, Mycosphaerellaceae. The transcript has 2 exons. The coding region runs from base 1 to 2205 and encodes 734 amino acids.
AUGGCAGAAUUGGAGCUGGCACCGUCGUUUGGGGUGGAGCUCAAAGAUGGCUUMAAGCCAGUCAAUGCCUGGGUAGCUGGCGGUAUUGCGUGGCUGGAUGACAUGCAACAGUUCUACCGCGAGCGCAGUGCCAUCGAAAAGGAAUACAGCCAGAAACUCAGCGCUUUAGCGAAGAAGUACUUUGAGCGAAAGUCCAAAAAGAGCAGCAGCCUCAGUGUUGGCGACACUCCGACCGUCACGCCGGGCUCACUCGAGAGUGCAUCAAUGACCACGUGGACAGUCCAACUCACCACCCUAGAAGGUCGUGCGGCCGAGCAGGAUCGCUUUGCGAACCAGCUGAUCUCGUCUGUGGCAGAGCCUCUCAAAGCCCUGGCUGCGAAAUAUGAAGACUUGCGCAAGCAGCACGUUGAAUACGCGAGUAAGCUGGAGAAGGAGCGGGACGGCACUUACGCCGAUUUGAAGAAGAUCAAAGGCAAAUACGAUACCGCCUGUCAGGAGGUGGAGAAUCGACGGAAGAAGACAGAGAGUAGCUUCGACCAUGGCAAGCAAAAGGCACAGAGCGCGUUCCAGCAGCAGCAGGGAGAGAUGCACAAUGCGAAGAAUACGUAUCUGAUCACAAUCAACGUUACGAACAAGCAAAAGGAGCGAUACUACCACGAAUAUGUUCCCGAGCUGUUAAAUUCGCUUCAGUCCUUGUCAGAAACUCGAACGUCCACACUCAACCAUCUAUGGUCAACAGCCUCGUCUAUGGAAACACAGACUCUAGAUCGUUCCAUCAAGCUGCUACAGCAUCUCUCUGCAGAAAUUCCACGCAACAAUCCGGUGUUGGACAGCAUGAUGUUCGCACGGCACAAUGCCUCGCAAUGGCAGGACCCUCCAGAUUUUGCCUUCGAGCCCUCGCCAGUAUGGCUGGACGACGAUGUCAUGGCUGCGGAUACAGCGAGCAAAACGUUUCUGAUGAACAUCUUGACAAAGUCGAAGUCGUCCUUGGCCGAGUUGAAUCGCGAGUGUGAAUCACGGCGGCGAGAAGUAGAAGGGGCGAAGCGUGUUCGUCAAGCUAUUCGAGAAGGCAAAGAUAAACGAGACGAAGUUGAGGUGGUUCGAGCUCAAUUUGUCCACCAGGAUAGAUUGCACGAGGCCGAGCGAAAAAGAAUAACCGCAGAGGUGGAGGUGAGCACGAUUCUUGCUGGAGUGGGCGAUGUGGCUAUUGGAGCACGCAAUCACACUUUCAAGAAUCAGACUUACAAGAUUCCCACGAGCUGCGACCUCUGUGGUGACCGGCUAUGGGGACUGAACGCCAAAGGAUUGAGCUGUGACGAAUGCGGAUUCACCUGCCAUACAAAGUGUGAGCUCAAGGUUCCAGCAGAGUGCCCUGGWGAGCUGAGCAAGGAGCAGAAGAAGGCCAUUAAAGCGACGCGGCAAGCUGCUGCUCAAGCCCAGGCAUCGACUCCCAUCGGCCCGUCUUCGAAUGGACAUGCCAACGGUGGAGGCGGACCUUCGCUGCAGCGAAGCGAUACCAUUGGUUCCAUGAACACUCUCAGCUCUGGGUAUGCCGCAAGCGCCAAUCGCAGCGUAUCGGGAAUGACCGUCAGAUCGGUAGACGACGGCUCUCCGGCAGCCCCUGCACCAAAGAUAGGACAAAGGCCUCGUGUGAUGGCGCCUCCUCCUGCCCAGUACAUUGCGAGCAGCGACUCCCCGGAUGAGCAGAGAGGCAAGAUGCUUUAUCCUUACCAGGCCAAUGGCGAGGGCGAACUCACAAUAGCAGAGGGCGAGACAGUCUUCCUUGUUGAGCCCGAUGAUGGUUCCGGUUGGAUCAAAGUGCGUCCAGCAUCUUCAGCGACGGAUGCGGGACUUGUGCCUUCCAGCUACGCUGACUUUAGUGCGCCUGCACCUUCAUCCAGAGCAUCACUUGAGGGUAUACCAGUGUCAAUGGCUGCUUCGGCAUCUACCACAAGUCUUGCCGGCUCAGACACCCCGAGUGUGAAGAAGAAACAAGGACCUGCCGUUGCACCGAGAAGAGGUGCCAAGAAGGUGAAGCAUGUUAUUGCUUCGUAUACAUACCAGGGAUCUGGACCCGGUGAGACCGACAUGGAGGAAGGAGAGAAAAUGGUGCUAAUAGCCCCUGAUCAAGGUGAUGGAUGGGUGGAGGUAGAGUCCCGCGCAGGCAAAGGCGUAGUGCCAGCGAGCUGGAUAAAGGAUGUCUGA